Nestor notabilis (Kea) is the source of this 1678-nucleotide messenger RNA. RefSeq names its product keratin, type II cytoskeletal 5-like. The transcript is spliced from 9 exons. The record is from RefSeq and is a predicted model, not a curated record. Gene Ontology annotation, cellular component: keratin filament. Bases 62 to 1678 code for a protein of 538 amino acids. Gene Ontology annotation, molecular function: structural constituent of skin epidermis. Lineage: Eukaryota; Metazoa; Chordata; Aves; Psittaciformes; Psittacidae. Gene Ontology annotation, biological process: keratinization; intermediate filament organization.
UCAUCCACUUCCUUGCUGCUUCAUUCUUUCUACCACUCUCACCCUGCUCACACCAGCUGCCAUGUCUCGCCAGUGCGCUGCAAGGAACCAGAUCAAAACCGGCUUCAGUGCUGCUUCUGCCUUCAUCCCGAAUGCCAGCAGCUCCAGCUUCUGCUUGCGUUCUGCAUCCCAAGGUGGAAGCUGCAGUACUGCUGCUGGCUAUGGAAGAUUUGCUGGAGGUUUUGGAAGCAGGAGCCUCUACAGUCUUGGUGGAUGCAAGAGGAUCUCCGUAGCUGGAAGAGGUGGUGGCUUCUAUGGACCUGCAGGUUUUGGUGCUGGCACUGGGAUCCCCUGUGGCGUUGGUGGUGCCUUUGGGUUUGGUGGUGGCAUUGGUGGCCCUGGAUUCCCUGCUGUCCCAGCUGGGGGCAUCCAUGAAGUCUCGGUCAACCAGAGCCUUCUGAAACCUCUCAACUUGGAGAUUGACCCCAACAUCCAGAGUAUUCGUAGGGAUGAGAAGGAUCAGAUUCAAACCCUCAACAACAAAUUUGCCUCCUUCAUUGACAAGGUCCGAUUCCUUGAGCAACAAAACAAGGUCCUGGAGACCAAAUGGGUCCUUCUGCAAGAACAGGGGAACAAAACAGUCAGAAACAACAUUGAGCCCCUCUUUGAGACCUACAUCAACAACCUCAGGAGCCAGCUGAACAGGUUGCUGACCGACAAGGAGAACUUGGGAGGGGAGCUGAACAAGGUGCAAAACCUUGCUGAGGACUUCAAGAACAAGUAUGAAGAGGAGGUCGACAAGCGCACAGUGGCAGAGAACGAAUUUGUGAUCCUGAAGAAGGAAGUGGACACUGCCUACAUGAACAAGACAGAGCUGCAAGCCAGGCUGGAGUCCCUUAUGGAGGAGAUAGAUUUCCUCAGAGCCCUCUAUGAAGCCGAGCUGUCCCAGAUGCAGUCACAGAUCUCUGACACCUCUGUCAUCCUGACCAUGGACAACAACCGCAGCCUGGACAUGGACAGCAUCAUCGCAGAGGUCAAAGCGCAGUACGAGGACAUUGCCAACCGGAGCCGGGCAGAAGCUGAGUCCUGGUACCAAUCCAGGUAUGAAGAGCUGCAGGCUACAGCAGGCAGGCAUGGGGAUGACCUCCGCAACACCAAGCAGGAGAUCUCCGAGCUCAACCGCCACGUCCAGAGGCUGAGGUCUGAAAUUGAAAGUGUGAAGAAGCAGUGCACCAGUUUGCAGAUGGCCAUUGCAGAUGCUGAGCAGCGUGGGGAGCUGGCCCUCAAGGAUGCCAGGGCAAAGCUGGAGGAGCUGGAGACAGCUCUGCAGAAGGCCAAGACAGACCUGGCCCGGCAGCUCCGGGAGUACCAGGAGCUCAUGAAUGUCAAGCUGGCCCUGGACAUUGAGAUUGCAACCUACAGGAAGCUGCUGGAGGGAGAAGAGUGCAGGCUCUCUGGAGAAGGUGCUGGCACAGUGAAUAUCUCUGUGACCAGAACCACCACAGGAACAGGAUAUGGAAGUGGAAACUGUCUCAGCUUCGGAGGCAGCAGUGGUGGUGUUGGAGGUGGGAUCUGCGCUGGAGGAAUGGGCUUCAGCUCUGGAAGCAGACAAGGUGCAGAUGGGUCAUGCCGGGUUGGUGGAAGCAGUUCCAGCACUAAGUACAUCUCCACCACCUCUUCAACCAAGAGAUGCUACUAA